This is a messenger RNA of Equus quagga, 1061 nucleotides long. RefSeq names its product alpha-1-antiproteinase 2. The coding region runs from base 34 to 981 and encodes 315 amino acids. Gene Ontology annotation, biological process: negative regulation of endopeptidase activity. Gene Ontology annotation, molecular function: serine-type endopeptidase inhibitor activity. The record is from RefSeq and is a predicted model, not a curated record. NCBI's taxonomy places the organism in Eukaryota, Metazoa, Chordata, Mammalia, Perissodactyla, Equidae. The transcript has 2 exons.
GGGCUUGGUGCCCCUUCUCUGUCUUGCAGAACAAUGCCAUCCUCCAUCACAUGGUGCCUCCUCCUGCUGGCCGGCCUGUGCUGCCUGGUCCCCAGCUCCCUAGCUGAGGAUCUGCAGGGAGACGCUGUGCAGGAGACACAUGCAACUGCACAUGAUGAGGAACACCUGCAGGAGCCAGCCGAACACAAGAUUGCCCCGAACCUGGCUGACUUCGCCUUCAGCCUGUACCGCCACGUGGCCCAUCAGUCCAACACCACCAACAUCUUCUUCUCCCCAGUCAGCAUCGCGACCGCCUUCGCGUUGCUCUCCCUGGGAGCCAAGGGCGACACUCACACCCAGAUCCUGGAGGGCCUCAGUUUCAACCUCACUGAACUAGCUGAGGCUCAGAUCCACGAGGGCUUCCAGCAUCUCCUGAACGCCCUCAACCACUCAGACAAUCAACUGCAGCUGACCACGGGCAAUGGGCUGUUCAUCGACGAGAGUGCAAAGCUACUGGAUAAGUUUUUGGAAGACGUCAAGAACCUGUACCACUCAGAAGCCUUCUCCAUCAACUUCGGGGACACUGAAGAGGCCAAGAAACAGAUCAAUGAUUAUGUAGAAAAGGGAACCCAAGGAAAAAUUGUGGAUUUGGUCAAGGAUCUUGACAAAGACACAGUUUUGGCUCUGGUGAAUUACAUUUUUUUUAAAGCCCACCCGAGAACGCCCUCCUCAUCGGGCCUUGCUCCCAGGCCGGGGUGGGGAUCCUCCCGACCCUGCUCAGAACAGGCCUCUGUGCCCUCUCCCCUCCAGGCGCUGCACAAGGCCGUGCUGACCAUUGACGAGAAAGGCACUGAAGCUGCCGGGACCACGAUGUGGGAAAUCAUGCCCAUAUCGUUACCCCCAGAUCUGAAGUUCAACAGGCCCUUUGUCUUAAUCAUCUACGAUAGAAACACCAAGAGUCCCCUCUUCGUGGGAAAGGUGGUGGAUCCCACCCAAAAAUAACUGCCUCUCUGGUUCAGCCCUCCCCUCUCUGGCCAGGUCCCCACCCCAGACUACAUUAAAGAAUGGUUGACCUGGCACAA